AUGGAUUCGUACGGUACAGGAAACUACCAAUACCAUAAUACGUACCAUAAUAUAAGUGGUGACAGUGACAAUUUUGUCGAGGAAUUAAAGAUUUUAUCACCGAGGAAGGAUGAAUCAAAUAAUAAUAAUAAUAGCAAUAACGUUACCAUUCCAAACGUAAAGGAUAUGACUAAAAUUACCGUUACGAAUUUGGAAAUAUUGCAAUAUCUUCUUAAUUCUCUUAGUGGGAAAGAUAAAUUUGCUAAGAUCGUCAAAUACACUCUGGAUUUAAUCAUACUAUUCAUUGAGAAAGAAUCAAAACCCAAAUCAUAUAUUUCCAAAUCAAAUGUUAACAAUAUCGUUAUGAACCUUUUAGUCAAUAAACCAAGGCUUCUAAUCAUAUUCUUUUUGCAAAAAUUCGUUAAAACGCUAUCAUACAUUUCAAGUCAAUUAAGUACGUAUCGAUACAUCCUUAGAUUCGGAAAUAGUCCAUUUCUGACGUGGGAUUUCAUUAAAGCCAUUAAAAAAUUGUAUACCAAUCGUAAGCAUUUAUCGUUGCAGUCCAUAAAUGAAACAUUCAAGAUUAAUGAUCUGAUUAAUCUAUAUUAUACGAUAUGUGAUGAAUUAGUACUGUUACAUAAAUUCAAAGUUUGGUCGAAUCCAUAUUUCUACGAAAGGAUAUCGAGACAUCAAGUACUUUCCUGGCAGUAUGAUAUCGUUCUAAGUUUAAUAAAUAAUCUGAGUCAAUUAAACACAAACCAACAAAAGGAAUUCGAACUGAAUCUUCUAAUCAAGAUUAAAAGAGAAGCAAUCAAUUUCCAAAUUUCAAAUAAUAACAAACUUUUUUACAAUGAUACUAUAGAUAUUUAUGCUCAACUAAAUGACCUUAAAAGACAGAAAAAAGUCAUACACCUCGAAAUCUCUAAAUUAAUAUUCGAUUUCAUGGCAAAUUCUAUUGAUUUUUUCAAAGUAUACGACGCUAAAAUAAUACCAAAGGGGACCUACGGAGUUCUGUCACUCGUAUCAGGCCUUAUUGGAUUCUAUAAACUGUGGAUAAAUGCAAAAGAUGAUAUUUAUUCAUCCAAGCAAAAAUCAGAAUAA
Molecule: messenger RNA, 1080 nt
Organism: Kazachstania africana CBS 2517
Lineage: Eukaryota; Fungi; Ascomycota; Saccharomycetes; Saccharomycetales; Saccharomycetaceae
Exons: 1
Coding region: 1-1080 (359 amino acids)
Biological process (GO): peroxisome fission; regulation of peroxisome size
Cellular component (GO): peroxisomal membrane
Source: RefSeq, a predicted model, not a curated record